UACAUGUGAGAGGUAACCUUUACUCUCUCUAACACUCUCUCUCUUACUUUCUCUCUCUUGCUUUCUUGUGUGUGAUGUUGAUGAGAAUUGCUUCUUCCUGAUCUCUUUGCCCCUGGCAUUGAUCCUUGGUUGUUUGCCUUUGUUAUCUUCUCCUUCCUCUUUUGGGGUUAUUAAAAGGUGGUUCUUUUAUUUUUGUUUAGAAAUUGGAAAAAAAAUAAAAAACCCACCUUUCGGUUCAGAUCUUAGGCUGUCUUGGGUUCAUCAAAUUUUGGGUGAAGAUGAAGAUGAAGCUUCAAUACCACAAUCUUUAUCAGCCUCAGAGAGCAGGAGCAUUGGCUGCUCUUUUGGUGCUGCUUUUCCCCAUUUUAUUGCCUUGUUUGUUCAGCCCACUGACUCAUGCUUACCCUUCAGUCUUCUCGGAAUGGAAUGCUCCGAAACCUAGGCACUUACGGCUUCUCAAUAGUGCUUUACAACGUGAAACUUCAAACAUGGAGCAAUCAGAUUCUUGGAAUCCUUUGGCGAACCAAGGAUGGAAACCAUGUGCUGAAUCAUCAGUUGUUCCUACGUUACCCGAGAAGUCUACAGGAUUUCUCCAGGUGUUCCUUGAUGGAGGAUUGAACCAGCAGAGAAUGGGGAUAUGUGAUGCAGUUGCUCUUGCCAAAAUAUUGAAUGCGACUCUUGUCAUCCCGUACCUGGAAGUUAAUCCUGUUUGGAAGGAUACAAGCUCGUUCAUGGAUAUAUUUGAUGUCGACCACUUUGUUAAUACAUUGAAGGAUGAUAUUAACAUUGUUAAAGAGCUACCUUUUGAAUAUUCGUGGAGCACAAGGGAAUACUAUGCUACUGCAAUCCGAGGUACCAGAAUCAAAACAGCACCAAUUCAUGCUUCAGCAAACUGGUACCUGGAGAAUGUUUUGCCUGUAAUAGAGAGUUAUGGGAUUGCUGCAAUUGCACCAUUUUCUCAUCGUCUGGCAUUUGACAACUUGCCUAUGGACAUCCAACGGCUACGCUGUAAAGUCAACUUCCAAGCAUUAGUUUUUGUCCCUCAUGUUAGAGCACUUGGAGAUGCUCUUAUCAGCCGCCUUCGAUAUCCUUCUGGCCAAAGCACCAAUUACCUAAAAGAGAUCACUGAUGCAAAUGAUAAACAGCAGGCUGGGAAAUUUGUGGUGCUACACCUACGGUUUGAUAAGGAUAUGGCAGCCCAUUCAGCCUGUGAUUUUGGUGGGGGAAAAGCUGAAAAAUUGGCCCUAGCCAAAUACCGACAAGUAAUUUGGCAGGGAAGGGUCCUUAACUCCCAAUUCACGGAUGAGGAGUUGAGGAAUCAGGGUCGUUGCCCAUUGACUCCAGAAGAGAUUGGACUGCUGCUAGCUGCUUUGGGAUUUGACAACACUACUCGUCUAUAUCUUGCUUCCCACAAGGUAUAUGGGGGAGAGGCUAGGAUUUCAACUUUGAGACAAUUGUUUCCGCUGAUGGAAGACAAAAAGAGCCUUGCUUCUUCAGAAGAACGGGCUCAGAUUAAGGGAAAGGCUUCCCUUUUAGCUGCAGUUGAUUAUUAUGUUGGCAUGCACAGUGAUAUCUUUAUAUCUGCUUCUCCAGGAAAUAUGCACAAUGCCAUGGUGGGACAUCGAACUUACAUGAACCUGAAAACCAUUAGGCCAAAUAUGGGAUUAUUGGGGCAACUUUUCCUGAAUAAAAGCCUCAGUUGGUCGGAGUUCCAGCAGUCAGUCAUAGCAGGGCACAAGAACAGACAAGGACAGAUCAGGUUACGAAAGCCUAAACAGUCCAUAUACACGUAUCCUGCUCCUGAUUGCAUGUGCCAUGCUUGAGGGAGAUUUAAGUGAUACGAAGGGGGUGAGAAUAUAAUUUAUCUAUUUCAUAUUCUGUUUCUACAGCUAGUGUUUUGUGCCUUGUGUUGUUGGUAAUAAGAAACAAUUCCACUGUCUCAUUCAUAGAACUAGAUUUGUUUCUGGCUAGAUGUUUGUGGGGGUUGUAUUGGGAUGGAAAUUUGAAGUAAAAAGAAAAAUGGUAUUCUAUUUGUCAAUGUCUUAUGGUUAUGGAUUAUGAUAAACAUUUAUUGAGAGUAAUUCUUUUUAGACUGGAACAACCUUGCGAUAUAUGGUUCAGUCGUUCGCAAAUGUGUGUGUUCCAAUUCUGUGUAUACUAGAUGUAUAUGCAAUCAAACAUUUGUUCAUCUGAAUUUGAUAUUGCAUUUACAUGCCCUGCCCAAUACACUUCUAUUUUUCAUUA
Molecule: messenger RNA, 2244 nt
Organism: Ziziphus jujuba (common jujube)
Lineage: Eukaryota; Viridiplantae; Streptophyta; Magnoliopsida; Rosales; Rhamnaceae
Product: O-fucosyltransferase 31
Exons: 10
Coding region: 279-1823 (514 amino acids)
Source: RefSeq, a predicted model, not a curated record